CCGGGACGCCGAUCUUGCCCCGCUGAGCCAGAUGAGAAAACGCUGACCAGAAAGCCUCCCUGCGACAAUCCCACCAACUCACCAACGAUCUACCCUCGCCAUGGCGUCCGAGAAUGCGUCGGCCCCCGCAGGGCACGACAAACCCAUCCUCAUCGUUGUCAUGGGGGUGGCAGCGACAGGGAAGACCACACUCGCACAAGCCCUCUGCGAGAAGCUGCAGCUGCCCUACAUAGAGGGCGACGAGCUCCACCCGAAGGCAAACAUCGACAAGAUGUCGAACGGCCAGCCUCUGACCGACGCGGACCGCGAGCCCUGGCUCGCGCUCCUGCGCACCACCGCGGAGCACAUCGUCGCCGAGGAGGAUCAUAAAGGCAAGCCCCAACUGCACGAGAGCAAGGGGAUCUACGUCCCGUCGUCCGCAAAGCAGGACGACCCGCCAGACGCACCGCGACGACGUACGGGGGCGAUCAUGACGUGCUCUGCGCUCCGGAAGUACUAUCGGGACAUCCUGCGGGGAAAUAUCAGGCCUAACCUCCCCGAGCCGAUGCACGAGCUCGAGCCGCCCCCGCCACCAGAACAUAUGCCGACGUACUUCGUGUUCAUGAAGGGCGAGCGGGAUAUGCUGCUGGAUCGCAUACAGAAGAGGAAGGGGCAUUACAUGAAGGCAAAUAUGGUGGAUAGCCAAUUGGCGACGCUGGAGAGCCCGGAGGCAGAGGAAGGUGUCGUUACGGUGUCCAUGGAGCAGAGUACAGAAGAGCAGACGAAGAUAGUGAUGGACGAGCUGAACAAGCUGACGGGGGGCGUAUAGCGUGGAAUCGAGUAGCAGUAGAUGUAGAAUAGAACCACCAUCCGGUUAUACUAUGCCCUUGAUGGACGGUCCUCAGUGCUAGUCAUGCCGAUAAGCGCAAAAAGACAGAUAGUCAGAGCAAAAGACAUUCUGGUGCUGCAGCUGCAUGCCAGUAGAGU
Molecule: messenger RNA, 966 nt
Organism: Fomitopsis serialis
Lineage: Eukaryota; Fungi; Basidiomycota; Agaricomycetes; Polyporales; Fomitopsidaceae
Product: P-loop containing nucleoside triphosphate hydrolase protein
Exons: 2
Coding region: 101-808 (235 amino acids)
Cellular component (GO): cytoplasm
Molecular function (GO): gluconokinase activity
Source: RefSeq, a predicted model, not a curated record